UUAGCUGAUAUUAAUUAUCCUUAGAAUACAUAGUGAAUAACCACAAUAUUACCCAAAAGUUCCAAAGAGGGAUGGAGUUACAAAAAGGUGAAGUGCCAGAAAAGUAUAUCCAAAAAGAUAGAGAUGGCGAGCCUCUUGAUGCUAAAUUUCCUGCCAUGGACAUUCCUGUUAUUGAUCUUGAUCUUCUUAGAACUUCACCAACUUCUUCUGCACAUGAACUUGUAAAGCUUAGAUCAGCUCUCAGUUCAUGGGGUUGCUUUCAGGCAAUAAACCAUGGCAUGACACCUGAAUUCCUGGAUAAGGUACGUGAUGUUACCAAACAAUUUUUUGAGCUUCCAUUGGAACAGAAGAAGAAAUACUCUAAAGAAGCCAAUGAAAUUCAAGGUUAUGGAAACGAGAUUGUUCUUUCAGAUGAACAAAAGCUUGAUUGGAGUGAGAGCCUAUACCUGGUUAUACAACCAGAAGAUCAACGUAAGCUUAAAUUGUGGCCUGAAAAGCCUGAAGUUUUCAGGUCUAUUUUGCAUGAAUAUUCCACCAACUUACAACUGAUAACUAAAGUUGUCUUUAAGGCCAUGGCAAGCUCAUUGAAGUUGGAAGAGAACUGCUUCUUGGACCAAUAUGGAGAAAGUGCAAAAGUGAAGGCAAAGUUCAACCUCUACCCACCAUGUCCGAGGCCCGAUCUGGUUCUUGGUCAUAAACCACAUGCUGAUGGUUCCGCAAUCACCCUCAUCUUGCAGGAUAAAAACACAGAAGGUCUUCAAUUUUUGAAAGACAAUCAGUGGUUUAGAGCUCCCAUAAUUCCUGAGGCUCUUUUCAUCAACAUUGGUGAUCAAGCAGAGAUAUCGAGUAAUGGGAUAUUCAAGAGCUUAGUACAUAGAGUAGUGACGAACUCGGAGAGAGGGAGGAUUUCUUUGGCUGUGUUCUAUAUUCCAGAAAUAGAUAAAGAUAUUGAACCUUUUGAAAAGCUGGUUAACGAGUCAAGACCAAGAUUAUACAAAAUUAUCAAAAAUUAUCCCAACAUCUAUUUGCAGUACUAUCAGCAGGGAAAACGACCAAUUGAAGCAGCAAAGAUGUAAAAUUUAUCAUGUCCUGACAUUUGUAAGAAUGAAAAGUGCAGUUAAAGCAUGACUUGUUUGUAUGUCAAAAGGAAUAACAUGAAUUCGGCUGCAAAUUUUCACUCAUUUACAACUAGUGAAAGAUAAUGAUAUGUGACCUUGAGGAACAAGAAAUGUGACAAAUCUGCAUGAUUAGCACCUUGACGAAAGGUUUGACUUAAGUUAUGACUGCAAAAUUAACAAUCAUCAUUAUUUAACAAGGAAACGCAAACUUAUUCCUCUUUUCC
Morus notabilis is the source of this 1342-nucleotide messenger RNA. Its product is annotated as protein SRG1. NCBI's taxonomy places the organism in Eukaryota, Viridiplantae, Streptophyta, Magnoliopsida, Rosales, Moraceae. The record is from RefSeq and is a predicted model, not a curated record. Bases 72 to 1076 code for a protein of 334 amino acids. The transcript is spliced from 4 exons.